AAACCAACUUGGUAUUGCACAAUUUGAACUGCACAAACAUGGAUAACCCAGCACAAGCAGCUCCGACUAGUUCUUCGUGAAAAUUACGUUUACUUCACUUUAUUUACUACAUCAUAUGUCUGCUGGUUGUCCUGGAUGUCAAUUUUGGGUUUGUGUUGGUUGGUUACAUUGCAAAUUUGACUGUGGUUGUUAAAGUUUGGUUUCUUGUAGCUCUAGAGAGCAACCGCAUUUAAAUAGACGACGGGGCUCUAUUUCACCCUGAACUAAUUGUGAAAUUACUGUGAGGUUAUGCGCUUACUCGUUUCUGUCUACCCCCUUCUCCUCUUCUGUUCUGGGAGUCCCGUUAAAGAAUGCACCGGCAGGCUCUGUCAGAAGCGACCGCCAGUCGUAUUGAUCCCGGGUGACCUGGGAAACCAGCUGGAAGCCAAAUUGGACAAGCCCAGUGUGGUGCACUACAUGUGCUCCAAGAAGACUGAGGACUACUUCACCCUCUGGCUGAAUCUGGAGCUACUCAUCCCACUCGUCAUUGACUGCUGGAUUGAUAACAUCCGGCUGGUGUAUAACCACACCAGCAAGACAACAGAGUCCCCUCCAGGAGUGGAUGUGAGGGUGCCGGGUUUCGGACAGACCUUCCCCCUCGAGUACCUUGACCCCAGCAAACGCAGCAUGGGAAUCUAUUUCUACAUGCUGGUGCAGGCCAUGGUACUUUGGGGGUACAGUCGGGAUGAUGACGUACGGGGGGCUCCCUACGACUGGCGCAAAGCCCCGAAUGAGAACCGUGACUAUUUUGUAGCGCUGAAGAAGAUGAUUGAGGUUAUGGCAGAGAAAUUUGGGAGUCCAGUGGUCCUUAUCGCUCACAGCAUGGGCAACAUGUACACUCUCUACUUUCUCAACCAGCAGACGCAGGAGUGGAAGGAUCGCUAUGUCAAGGCCUAUGUGGCCCUUGGACCACCCUGGGGAGGAGUGGCCAAAACCCUGCAUGUACUGGCCACAGGAGACAACAACCGGAUCCCCGUAAUCAGCAAUCUGAAGAUUCGCGACCAGCAGCGCUCGGCCGUCUCUACCAACUGGCUAUUGCCCUACAACAACACCUGGCCUGCGGACCAGGUCUUUGUGAUCACUCCCAAGGGCAACUACACCCUCCGUGACUACCAGCAGUUCUACAACGACAUCAAUUUCCAGGAUGGCUGGCUGAUGCGCCAGAACACAGAGCCGCUGGUGUACAGCCUCGAGGCCCCUAGGGUGGCCGUACACUGCCUGUAUGGGAGUGGGGUUGACACUCCUGAAUCAUUCGUCUACUCUGCAUUUCCUGACAAGGAACCCAAGGUCCAGUUUGGGGAUGGGGAUGGCACAGUUAACCUGGUGAGUGCCAUACAGUGCAGGCGCUGGAUUGAGCAGCAGAAACAGCCAGUCCAACUCAAGGAGCUGAGGGGCAAUGAGCACAUUGCAAUGCUUUCUAAUUUAACUACCAUCAGCUAUGUCGAACAAGUGCUGUUUACACCUUAAGCAAUAAACUGAGAAGGUCCUCUUUGAACUCGAUGUGUUAUCACCUACGUCGGGCAGAUUCCAAAGAAAUCCAAUUGUUUGCAUCAAGAAGGCCCUGUUGGCAUGCAGAAUGUUACACUUCACCUGAAAUGGUUCUUGCUGUUCUCAAAAUGGGACCGCUUUGAAACCCCAUUAAAAUUGAAGUUGGUCCUAUUUUGAAUCCCAAGACGAUGGAUUACAUCCCACAGCUUUUGUUUUAACCUGGUUCACCAUGGCUUGUCAACCUCCUCACAGUCACACCACCCUGCCGAAACUUACAAUACGCUACGAAACAGUGUGUGCCUCUCUAAGUCAAACCUUUCCAUUCCAUAAAGUGUAUAGCAAUGUAAUGAAUUUGUUUUAAUUGCAAAAAACUGCCAUUUAUUUUUAGUUAUUUUUAAUAAUUGUGUCCAAUUAUAUUUUUUUUUUUUUUUUUUUUUUUUUUUUUUUUUUUUAAUACAACAGAUACCACCUCACUAAAUUUCCAUAUCUCUUAACUCAUCAUUGCGUCAACCCAAAAAUGAAUAUCAAUUCAAAACAAUGUAACAGAGGUCCACACUCAAGGAAAAACUAAUUCAAUUAAAAAAAAAAAAAAAAAUCAUUAUUUAUUCUUCAUUUCACAGCUUCAUCUUAUGAAGAGCAAACAGAUUAAAGUUCUAAUCCACAAGAAAAAUCACAAACAUGUUUCAGCCAAAAAGCCUUCAUCAGUGUGUUUUACAAUGAUAAAAUUGUAAAUUGUUGUUCCAAUUUGGAAUGCUCAUUGCAAAUGUUGUACAUCAUCACCGAGACCCCCCCCCCUUUUAAGUAGGUGGAGCACUUUAUCUAAAAAAAGAAAAAAAAAUUCCCUCUUAUCGGAACUAGCUUAAUAGCUACAGGACUUGAAGGAUGCUGACAUCAUUCUUACAUGGCCACAUGACCCAAUCCGAUGGGUCGUAUUCAGAGACGGCAGUUUCAAUAAAUGCUUUCAUAAUUUUAACUGAUUUUAUGUAUUUAAUGAAAGUGCAGUCUUUUUUUCUAUUUAGUAAAAUCUUUAAAAAAAAUAAUUAAAAAAAUAUUGCUAAAGCAGAUGCUAAUAUCUAUGCAUCCACAUGGAGUAGAGAGGGCUUCGCCAGAUGUUCUAGAAACUGUUUUCCUAUAUA
This is a messenger RNA of Polyodon spathula (Mississippi paddlefish), 2663 nucleotides long. RefSeq names its product phospholipase A2 group XV-like. The record is from RefSeq and is a predicted model, not a curated record. Lineage: Eukaryota; Metazoa; Chordata; Actinopteri; Acipenseriformes; Polyodontidae. Gene Ontology annotation, cellular component: lysosome. The coding region runs from base 289 to 1506 and encodes 405 amino acids. The transcript is spliced from 6 exons. Gene Ontology annotation, biological process: ceramide metabolic process; phosphatidylcholine metabolic process.